AUGAACACAAUCGUCUUCGGUAGCCCUCGCCUAAAGGUUACUCAACGUCUCAGGCACGUACACCCCUUUUGCCCGCCUCUUAGAGCCCCUACUGACGCCCCCAGGCCACCCCUCCGCGAAUCCGCUACUGCUGGCAAUCGAUCCCGCAAGCGAGCCCAACAGCUACCUACUACUGCUCAUAAACGCGUUGGAAGGCCCUCAAAAAGAGCCCGAACGGAUACGUCCUCCCCUACAGAUUCCUCCCAAGCCAGCGGUGGUGCACCCAGCGAUGCUACCUCCCAAGACGCGUCUUCCUCUCAUAAACGCGUUGGAAAGCCCUCAAAAAGAGCCCCCACUCAGCUAGCCACUCAGUCUAAUACUCUACAAGAGGAGGAGCAAGAGGAGGAACUACAACAGGCAAAUGCGGAGAACACUGCGGAGAAACCAAGCGGCAACAAGGCCACCAUCGUCAAGAACACGGCUCAGCUCUCCAAGAUCCCACAUUAUAUCAGUCAUCCACUCAGUCAGCCACUCAGCUAG
Messenger RNA from Letharia columbiana, 519 nucleotides. RefSeq lists its product as uncharacterized. The transcript has a single exon. NCBI's taxonomy places the organism in Eukaryota, Fungi, Ascomycota, Lecanoromycetes, Lecanorales, Parmeliaceae. Bases 1 to 519 code for a protein of 172 amino acids. The record is from RefSeq and is a predicted model, not a curated record.